GGGAGGCGGGCCGCGCACGGUCGGGUGCACGCGCGGGUCGCGGGCCGGUGCGCGAGCGGAGCGCGCUCGGGGCGGCGUUUCCUGUUCCCGUCGCUCGCGCUGCUGCAGCUCAGACCAUGGCGUCGGCUUUGGAAGAGCUACAGAAGGAUCUAGAAGAGGUAAAGGCGUUGCUAGAAAAGGCUACCAGGAAAAGAGUCCGUGAUGCCCUUACAGCAGAGAAGUCCAAGAUUGAGACAGAGAUGAGGAACAAGGUGCAGCAGAAGUCACAGAGCAAAGCAGAGCUCGACAGUGAGAAGCCGGCUGCUGUGGUUGCUCCCAUCACAACGGGCUAUACAGUGAAGAUCAGCAAUUACGGAUGGGAUCAGUCAGAUAAGUUUGUGAAAAUCUACAUUACUCUAACUGGAGUUCAUCACGUUCCCACGGAGAACGUGCAGGUGCAUUUCACAGAGCGGUCAUUUGAUCUUUUGGUAAAGAACUUAAAUGGCAAGAAUUACUCCAUGAUUGUGAACAAUCUGUUGAAACCUAUCUCUGUGGAAGGCAGUUCAAAAAAAGUCAAGACGGACACAGUUCUUAUCUUAUGUAGAAAAAAAGCAGAGAACACCCGAUGGGACUACCUGACUCAGGUUGAAAAAGAAUGCAAAGAAAAAGAAAAGCCCUCCUACGACACAGAAGCAGACCCUAGUGAAGGCCUGAUGAACGUGCUGAAGAAGAUUUAUGAAGAUGGAGACGACGACAUGAAGCGAACUAUCAAUAAAGCCUGGGUGGAGUCGAGAGAGAAGCAGGCCAAAGGAGACACGGAGUUUUGAGACCGGAGCGCUGUUGGAACUGUGCUGCGCACGUGCUGACCUUUCCAACGAGGGAGUGUUGCUGAGCUGCAUAUGUCACUUGACAGAUAAUACUCACAUACCCUUUAAGGAAAGGCAAUGAAUUCUCCGUUUCCUGCUGGAGGAUUUAUUUAAAUAAAACGUGCUUAUUAAACGCUU
Messenger RNA from Lepus europaeus (European hare), 983 nucleotides. It is a transcript of the gene CACYBP, whose product is annotated as calcyclin binding protein. Gene Ontology annotation, cellular component: nucleus. Gene Ontology annotation, molecular function: ubiquitin protein ligase binding; tubulin binding; S100 protein binding. Gene Ontology annotation, biological process: heart development. Lineage: Eukaryota; Metazoa; Chordata; Mammalia; Lagomorpha; Leporidae. The record is from RefSeq and is a predicted model, not a curated record. The transcript is spliced from 6 exons. Bases 117 to 806 code for a protein of 229 amino acids.